AUUCUUAAACAACAUAUUGUUUAAGAAGUUGUCAAGUUAAACAUUUUAUUAUUAUUAUUAGCAUAAUCAACAUAUCCACUUUAAUUAUUCACUAUAAGAGGUAAACGAUUUUUAUAUAGCUUGACUUUUGACCUUAUAUUCAAAUUCAGAUCUAUCAAGCCCUCCCAUUUCAAAAUCUGUUAACCAAUCAAAUUCUCAGAUAUCACAGCAAUGUUACUGAUUGGUCAGCGAGUGGUGACUCUUAUCCCUGCACUCUUUAAAUCUCCAUCUAUUCUGCUCUGCGACUUUGUAACACUUUACAUACAUAUAUUAAACGUCUUGUGUUGUAAUUGUCCUUUCUUUCUUGUAACAAUGGUUGAGCAAUUUGUUGGCAAAUGGAAAAUGACUUCAAGUGACAAUUUUGAUGAAUACAUGAAGGCUGUAGGUGCUGGUUUUGCCUCUCGGCAAAUGGCUAACCUUGCAAAACCCAGUCUGACGAUUGCUUUGGAUGACCAGGGGUUCAUCUCUAUGAAAGCUGUCACUACUUUCAAGACCCUGGAAAUCAAAUUCAAAUUAGAUGAAGAAUUUGAUGAGACAACAGCAGAUGACAGAAAAGUGAAGACUAUUAUGAGCCUUGCAGAUGGUAAACUUAUUCAAACGCAGACCUGGGAGGGGAAGACCACAAUAAUUGAAAGAGAGAUUCAGGACUCCAAAAUGAUAGCGAAAUGCACCAUGGAUGAUGUGGUCGCUAUCAGGACAUAUGAGAAAGAUGCAUGACCGGAUGAACUCGGAUGAAUUAUGAAAUAUUUUAAUGACUGACUCUUAAUUUGAUGUGAUAUAUACAUUGCAUUGUUGCAGUAAAACUUUUUUUUUUUUUUUUUUUGCUUUAUAAACAUAAUAAAAUAAUAAAAAGGAUAAAAUGUCUCUUUA
Ctenopharyngodon idella (grass carp) is the source of this 909-nucleotide messenger RNA. RefSeq names its product fatty acid binding protein 4b (gene fabp4b). The coding region runs from base 211 to 756 and encodes 181 amino acids. The transcript has 4 exons. Gene Ontology annotation, cellular component: nucleus; cytosol. Gene Ontology annotation, biological process: fatty acid transport. The record is from RefSeq and is a predicted model, not a curated record. Gene Ontology annotation, molecular function: fatty acid binding. Lineage: Eukaryota; Metazoa; Chordata; Actinopteri; Cypriniformes; Xenocyprididae.